ACAAAAACGCCACGAUGAAAGUUGGACCACUUGAGGUGUUGCUGUGUGUCACUUGUGCCAUUGUCAUGAAUAAGUGCGAAGGAGUUACGGUUCCUUGUCUGGCGUGCUCCUACACAUUCGCGGGCGAUGGGACCAGAGACCGAGAGUGUGUCACCGAUGUGCUCAGUAACGCUCACACUAAAGUGGUCAACUGUACCUCGGGUCGAUGCUACAUCAAGGCUGUCUAUGCUCAUGAUUAUCUGAAGCUAGACUCGCUCAGUCGUGGGUGCAAUUUUGACACAUCGGACUCCGAUAAAUGUGACCCACCAACUAGCAUGAUCCCCACCUGCCAGAUGGUCUGUUCCAGUGACCAGUGUAACAGCCAACAUGGCGACAUCUGGAGCAGCAAGAAGCAUGACAACGGAGAUGCCAGUUUGGCUCACUGUAACCAUUACCUUGUUUUUGUUGGCCUAUUUUUUUGUGUUGGUUUUCAAACAAGCAUUUGCAGAACAGUGAAUUAA
Molecule: messenger RNA, 500 nt
Organism: Candidula unifasciata
Lineage: Eukaryota; Metazoa; Mollusca; Gastropoda; Stylommatophora; Geomitridae
Source: the annotation of a GenBank genome assembly